Molecule: messenger RNA, 1464 nt
Organism: Nicotiana tabacum (common tobacco)
Lineage: Eukaryota; Viridiplantae; Streptophyta; Magnoliopsida; Solanales; Solanaceae
Product: xyloglucan galactosyltransferase XLT2-like
Biological process (GO): xyloglucan biosynthetic process
Molecular function (GO): galactosyltransferase activity
Source: RefSeq, a predicted model, not a curated record
AUGGUGUUGAAAACCAAGAGAUCCACUACUGACGAACAUGAUUUUUCAAAGAAAACCAAAGCCAAUUUUGAGCUCAAACACGCCUUUCACUCAGUCAAAUCUCAAAUCCCUUUAAACCAUUGCCUAUGGCUUUUCAUUACCAUAUUCCUUCAGAUCCUCAUCCUCUUCUUCCUCAUCGGCUCCUAUCCGCCGCACCCUCCGCCGUCAAACACCCAACAGUUGUUCGCUCUCGACCCCGACUGCCAAUCCGGUUACGUUUACGUCUACGAUCUCCCCGCAACAUUCAAUACGGAGUUCAAUGACGAAUGUGAUGAAUUAGACCCGUGGAAAUCACGCUGCAGCGCGGUUUCCAAUGGUGGGUUCGGGCCUAGAGCUACUGGGCUCGAACGCGUUGUACCAGCAAAUCUUACUCUAACUUGGUACUGGACUGACAUGUAUGCUGCUGAAGUAAUUUACCAUAACAGAAUGUUGAGUCACAAAUGCAGAACUUUGGAUCCAGAAAAAGCAUCGGGGUUUUACAUUCCGUUUUACGCUGGACUUGAUAUUGGUAAAUUCUUAUGGUUCAAUUAUACAGCUAAAGAUCGAGAUCGUAAAAGUGAAAUGGUUCUUGAUUGGUUAAAAAAGCAACCAACUUUUACUAGAGCUAAAGGAGUUGACCAUUUUAUUAUGCUCGGUAGAUUAACGUGGGAUUUUCGAAGAUUAAGUGAUAAAGAUUCAGAAUGGGGGUCCAGUUUACUUUACAUGUCGUUAAUGAAAAACGUUUUCCGUUUAUCCGUUGAGAAACAUCAGAACGAUGAUUUAGAAGAAAGUGUUCCUUAUCCUACAGCAUUUCAUCCAAGAUCAGAAUCCGACAUAGUACAAUGGCAAAAUUACAUUCGUAAUUACGAACGUACGAAGAUGUUUUCUUUCGUUGGUGCUAAACGUGAGAAAAUCAAGAAUGAUUUUCGUGGGGUAUUAAUGGAUUACUGUAAAAGUGAAGAAAAUUGUCGUGCCGUUGAUUGUGCAACCACCGUCUGUUCCGACGGAGCUCCGGCGAUUAUGGAAGCGUUUCUUGAUUCAGAUUUCUGCUUACAGCCAAGAGGUGACGGGUUGACUAGACGGUCAACGUUUGACUGUAUGUUGGCCGGUUCAAUUCCGGUUUAUUUCUGGAGAGGAACAUUUAAAGGUCAAUAUGAAUGGCAUUUGCCGUGGAUGUCUGAGACUUAUACUGUGUUUAUUGAUAAUGAUGAUGUGAGAGAUACAAAUGGGUCAUUGAUUUUAAAGGUAUUAGAAGGUAUUCAUAAAGAUAAGGUAAAAGAAAUGAGAGAAACUUUGAUUAAUCUGCUUCCUAAGUUUGUUUAUGCGAGAUCAGGUGAAGGUAUAGGAGGUGUAAAAGAUGCAUUUGAUACUAGCAUUGAUAAAGUAUUGAAGAGGUUGAAGUCUCGUAGAGAUCAACUUUUUUCACGGAGUCAAAGGAUAUUUUGA